AUGAGGAACUAUGGUAUCAAGAAUGGUUAUGUGAUGAAGUUUAAGCUCAAUGAUAAGGUGAGAUGCAAAGCAUAUUGCAAGAAAGGGUGUCCUUUCAAGUUAUGGGCUUCUUUAAUGAACAAAGACAAGCUCACAGUUCAGAUUAAGUCUGGGUUUCUGAAGCAUCAAUGUACUCGGGAUCACAAUAUUAGGCAUGUGAAUCCAAAGUGGAUUGCUCACAAGUACUUGGAGCAAUUUAGAACUGACCCUAAUUGGUGCCUUAGUGGAAUAAUUCAAGCUGUCAAGUCUAAUCAGAAAGCAAGACCUCUAAGGGAUGGGUUUAUGGAUGGCUGUAGAAGGGUUAUAUCAGUGGAUGGAUGCUGGCUGAAAGGGUUGUAUGGUGGGCAAUUGCUUGCGGCAGUAGGAAUUGAUGCCAAUGACUGCACAUACCCAAUAGCUUGGUGCACUGUUGACAAGGAAACAAAGGAUAACUCGGGACUCAUACCUGCUAUUGAGACAUUGUUUCCUCAUGCUGAGCACAAGUUCUGUGUGAGACAUAUUCUCACUAAUUUUAGGAAAAGAUAUAAGGGCAAGACCCUUAAGGAUCUAUUGUGGGCAUGUGCUAGGGCUCCAUACAUUGAGGGGUUUAAUAAGUGUAUGUUAGAUGUAGCCAAUGUUUCAAUGGGGGCACGUGGUUGUCUAGGUAGCAUAACCCGUGGGAAGUGGUCUAAGUCUCAAUUUGAUGAAUAUUUCAAAUGUGAUAUGUUGCUUAACAAUUUGUGUGAGAGUUUCAACCAUGUUAUUCUAGAAGCUAGGACCAAGGGUAUAAUCACCAUGAAUGAGAUGAUUAGAACUAAGCUUAUGGUAAGAAUUCAACAAAAGAGAGAUAACAUGCUAAAGUUGGAUAGCAUAUACUGUCCUAAACCUUUAAGAAAGUUAGAGAAAGUAAGGCAGAUGAGUUGUAUCUAUAAGGCAAUAUGGUCAGAAGGGGAAACUUACCAAGUUUAUGGAUUUGAUGGUCAAUUUGUGGUGGACAAGGGGCAGCGUACAUGUACAUGUAGGAGGUGGCAAUUGUCAGGGAUACCCUGUCACCAUGCAAUGGCUGCAUUCAAUGAAAAUAAUGACAACCCUCCUAGGUAUUUAGAUGACUGCAACAAGGUGUCCACAUACCUUAAAACCUAUAGCCAUCUUUUGGCUCCAAUCAACGGAAUGAAACUUUGGCCUAAAAGUGAUCACCCCCCUAUCUUACCUCCUCCAGCAGUUAAUUUUAGGAGAGGAAGAAAACAAUGUUAG
Mercurialis annua (annual mercury) is the source of this 1272-nucleotide messenger RNA. RefSeq lists its product as uncharacterized. The record is from RefSeq and is a predicted model, not a curated record. Gene Ontology annotation, molecular function: zinc ion binding. Lineage: Eukaryota; Viridiplantae; Streptophyta; Magnoliopsida; Malpighiales; Euphorbiaceae. Bases 1 to 1272 code for a protein of 423 amino acids. The transcript is spliced from 3 exons.